This is a messenger RNA of Micropterus salmoides (largemouth bass), 2491 nucleotides long. RefSeq lists its product as uncharacterized. Gene Ontology annotation, molecular function: lipid binding. Lineage: Eukaryota; Metazoa; Chordata; Actinopteri; Centrarchiformes; Centrarchidae. Gene Ontology annotation, cellular component: membrane; extracellular region. Bases 323 to 1846 code for a protein of 507 amino acids. The transcript is spliced from 6 exons. The record is from RefSeq and is a predicted model, not a curated record. Gene Ontology annotation, biological process: lipid transport; lipoprotein metabolic process.
UCAUCAAGAGCUCAGUCUAGCAUUUAGAUAGGGUCUUGUGAGACUUUGUAAAGCUUUUUAGCAUUUUUAAAAAAAAUAAAUAAGUUUCUCUUUAGGUGGCCUCAAGAAAAGAGUUUUUCCUCUCUUUUUUUCUUCAUUUCUUCUCCCCUUCCGGACUGGGCUGAAGGACAAGAAGGCUAAGUUUGGUGUUGUGUGAAAGACCAACCCUGCCAGGAAAAGUUAAUCAAAUAUAUUGAAAAGCCGCUGCUUCAGGUCAUCAAAUAUAAAAGCAACAACUGUACGGACACUUACGCUGAAGAAGAGGUCACUUUUUCUAUCCGCCAUGCAACCUCGGGACGAACUACAGGAGGCCUUAAUGUGCUACACCAAAGAUACACUCAGCUACAUUAACAUAGUUACACAAUUCUGUGAGGACCUCCCUCAAUGGACCAAAGCAAGGAGGACAGAGCUGACGAAGAUAAAGGACGACUUGACUGCUGUGCUAAAGGACACUCUGGGAGGCCUGAAGAAGCUGGACUGCUUCCUGGAUGCAGUGGAGAAGCUGGCGGUCACCUCACUUCAUGUGUUCAAGAAGGAGAAUCAAGUGUUACAGCUGCCCAGAGGGAUCAGCUGUGAACAGGUUCAGGUUGUCAUCUCUUCUGCACGGCAAAUCUGCCCACUCCUCCUCAAGUUUAAAAGAGAUGCAAGUGUCUUCUUCCUUCCCAAACUUCAGAACGUGGAAGUGUUGUCAUAUCAGCUGGACAAAUACAUUGAGACCACCCAGAGCAUCUGUGACAAGUUAGAGAAAAGUGAUUUUCCCUUAAGAAUGACUACAGAAACGACGUUAGACCUCGAUGUGGAUUUGUCUGAAGAUGACAUACAAAGGAUGCUUCAUCACAUUAAUCAGCUUGAAAAAAUCAGGAUGGACCAGGACUUCCGGAUGGUGUUCUUGUUUCAGGGGAAAUCAUGUUCUGUUUUCACCAGUGAGUUCAGCAAGCGACAGCCCAAGAUGCUGCAGUUUCUGCACAAGCUGGAGGAGUGUGCUGUUCAGCUAGACGAGAUGAAUAAGGGGGCAAAGAUCUCCAGUGUGGCAGGCAGCUCAGUGGGGGCAGUUGGAGGCGUGCUUUCAAUAGUUGGUUUGGCAUUAAUUCCUUUCACAGCAGGAGUGUCCCUAGGUCUGUUGAUAGGUGGGACAGCGCUGGGAAUUACCAGUGGGGUCAACAGUGUUGUCACCGCAGCCACAGAGAUCGGAGUAAACUAUACACAACAAAAGAGAGCCAGUGACGUCUUCCAGAGCUUCAUGAAGGAUGUGCAGGUUCUCCAGGAUUGUCUGGAGGACGUGACCAGUCAAACAGUCCCCAAUGUAGAACCAAGUAUGAAAGAUGUGGGUAAGGGAGUAGACAUGCUGGGUCUUAAAGUUCGUGGUAUUGUGAAAAAAAGCACUAAACUGAAGGAUGAUGUUGACGCUGCUGCUAAGCUGAGGAGAGGUGAAGAGCUGAUUACAAGUGCUGGCCAGGCAGGUAAAACAUUACGUAAUGUGCCCAGGGCAGCCUCAGAAAUCUCAGAUAUCGGUCAGGUAGCAGUCAAAGGGUCACUUGCACUCUCCAAGGCAGCCAGGUUCUGUGAAAUCGCAGUCAGUGGUCUUUUCCUUGGCCUAGAUAUCUACUUCAUCUGUACAGACAGCAUCAGUCUGGCCAAAGGCAGCGAGACUGAAGUCUCACAGCUCAUCAGAGCCAGAGCUGCACUUUGGAGGUCAGAGAUUGAGUCAUUGCAGAAGAUCCAUGACUCCCUGUGCAAAGGUCAGCUGACAUCAGAGGAAAAACGAGCUGUCCUGGAAAACGAGCUGUGCCCUUUUAGCCUGAGAUGAAGAAAAAUAACGCUCAGUAUGCCAUUUUCCUAGUCUUUGAACUAGAUUUAGAUGCAUUUUAUAUAAAAAUCCUGCACACAGCAGAAAUUGAUCACUGAUCAUCAUUCCAGCGUAUCUUUCAGAAAUUCUUACUUAGCUGUGAUUCUUAUUAUGUAAACCAUUUCACUCUUAAAGCUUUUUAAUAAUUAUAUAGCCAGUAUGUCUUUUGUUCCUUGUCAAAUUUUAUAUACCUUAACUUUUGCUAUGAUUAAGAUGACAUUAGUAUAUGCAUAUGACAUUUAUUACUGAAUACUUUAUCUGAGAUUCAUUGUAUGUAUUAUUAAUACAAAUGAAUAUGUUGGCUGUUAAACUUAGAUUUAACGUAAAUUAGUAUUUACUGAUUAUCUGAAACUUUUAGAUUGGAUUAUAUUAUCAGUGCCUUUAUCAUCAUGCACAGUUUGUUGAGAAACUGGUUUUGCUGGAUUACCUGUUUUGCCUAUCUUUAAAAUGUUUCAUUGUUGCAAUGCUUAAAUUCUAUAAUGUUAUCUUGAUUUAUUUUCUGUAACACCAAUUUCAAGGACAAGCUCUCUUCUGUACCCCUGACCUGAUAAAAGACUUGUAUUAUAACUAAUUAAUCCAAAUAAAUUUAAACUGUGCACAUGCAAA